CAGGAUCGAGGUGUGUUUUUAAGUAAAGAAAAUUUGGUUACUGUCGUACACUGUAGGAAUGUAGGGAGUGAAGAAAUUGGAAGAUGAAGCAUGUGAUAAUGUUGAUUUUAUGGAAAGUUAUUAGUUUGACAAUCUCCAUCACAUCAGCAGCCUCUGUGAUAAGGGAACUAAAAAACCCAAAUCCUAAAGAUGAGUUUUCACUCAUGUCAAAGUAUGGAGCUGACAUGAUCAUUGUAGGUGGGACAAACUAUAUUCAUAGAGUGUUUUCCAGGAAUUUAAGUAUAGAAAUAUCAGAAAAAAUAGGACCCAAAUUGGACAAUCCAGACUGUCUCAAUCUGGAGAAGGUUACAUGUAGUAAGGAAUUGUAUAACAGCUAUGUCAAAGCUCUCCUUAUUAAUAAGAAAAAGGAACCACAGCAAGAUGAAAUCAUCAUCUGCACAAGUUUGUUUCAAGGAAGUUGUGAUAAGCGGAAUGCAUCAACCCUUGAAUUGCUUCCAAAAUCUUAUCCACAAACAGUGAACCCUGUAGUGGCCAACAAUAAGACAGCCACAACUGUAGCCUUCCUGGCACCAGGACCCAAAGAUACCACAGCCAUGUAUGUGGGGGCGUCCUGGACUAACACAGGAUUACGAGCCAUACGUGGUCUUGUUCCAGCGUUUAGCAGCAGAAACACUGAGGACUUUCAAUUUACACACUCAAGCAUUGCAACCAAGUCUUACACUAUGUUGGAUGAAAUAAAUAAGGACUCCUUCCCUAUUCGGUACAUUUACGGGUUUGCAUCAGGAAAUUUUAGUUAUGUUGGGACAAUUCAAAAAACCAGUGUUGCUGCUGAGGGUUAUAUUUCUAAGUUGAUAAGGGUGUGUCUCUUUGAUGAGCACUUUUACUCCUAUGCAGAAACUGCUUUAGAAUGCAUUCAUAAUGGAAAGACUUACAAUUUGUUGCAAACAGCUUAUGUAAGCAAACCUGGUAUUCAUUUAGCUGCAGCUCUACAAAUUCCAGAAGAUGAAGAUGUAUUAUUUGGAAUGUUUGGACAUGGAAACCCAAAUGACCUCAUAAAAAACAGUGGAGAAUCUGUUUUGUGCAUCUAUCCAAUGCGUUAUGUAAAACAAGUAUUCACUCGAAAUAUAAAGACUUGUUUUGAAGGCAUUGGUAGAACUGGACCUGACCAUAUUGCUACACCCAAUAAUUGUCAGAAAACGGCUUUAGACAUAGGUGAUGAUUAUUGUGGACAAUAUGAUUUCAACAAUCCAAUCAGUGGUCCAGAAGCAGUUAAGACUGAUAUAGCCAUCAGUAUUAAUGCCACAGCUUCAUCACUGAUAGUGACUACAACAAACGCUGGAUACACAGUAGCAUUUGUUGGUACCAAGACUGGCCACAUAAAAAAGAUUGCAGUUGAAUCUGGUAUUAAUGCUAAGGAGUACAAAGAUAUGGCAGUUGAAUCAGGAUCACUGAUUCUUAAGAACAUGUUUUUUGAUGAUGACAAGAGACAUCUCUUUGUUUUGACUCCAAAGAAGUUACUGAAGCUGGUGGUUCAAAGCUGCAGUCAAUAUACAACGUGUGAGGAAUGUAGGGGUGCAAAGGACCCAUACUGUGGAUGGUGCUCCUUGGCUAACAAAUGUACAUUAGCACAGGAUUGUUCGGAAUACACUUCUCCCUUGAAAUGGAUGGGCUACAAUGGGGAAACUUGUACAAAAAUUACACAAGUUUACCCAGACAAAAUUCAAAAAGACAACAAAUUGACAAAAACUACCACUCUUACAUUAAAUAUUUCCAACCUCCCAACCUAUAAUGGGUCAUACAAGUGUGCAUUUGAAGGAUAUGACAAGAAGAUAGAGACUGUGGCGACCAGAACUAGUGCCAAUGUUGUGAAAUGCAACACUCCCAUGCCUAAUGAAUUGCCACCAUUUCCAACAGGAACAGAUCACAUUACCAUGAGGCUGUCAAUCAUCAUCAUGGAAAUAAACUUUGUGUCCGCCAACUUCACAUUUUUUGAUUGUGAAGUACACACCAAACACUCAUGCUAUAGAUGUACUUCAAGCAGUUUCAACUGUACUUGGUGCAUUAAAAACCACCUGUGUACUCACCAUCCAGUGAUAGACUGUAGCUCUAAUGAUGACUUCAUAUCAGGACAAAAUAGUGCUGGAAUUUCUAUACCUCAUGAAAGUGGACCAAACUUUUGUCCCAGCAUAGACCCCAGCAAACAGCAGAACAUAUUGGUGCCAUCAGGAAUAGAGAAGACAAUCACUCUAAAUUUAAUCAAGUUAAAGUCUUAUCAGAGGCCCAUCAAGUGUGCUUUUGCAUUCAACUCCCAGACAGAGCCCCAGGGAGAGAUUGCUGAAGUGUUUGUCAUGCCAGUGGUUGUGAUGAUCAGAUGUAAAAAGACCAGGUUUUUUUAUCCAGGGGAUUCAGAGAGUUACAAUGUGCCAAUGAAGAUUCUGUGGGGUGACAAGUAUCCCAAGCCUUUGGACAAUCCCCAUAAUGUACAAGUUAUCAUGUACAAAUGUGAGAAUAUGGCUGAUACCUGUGGAGAAUGCCUAACUCAGAAAGAAGAGUACACUUGUGGAUGGUGCAAAAAGACGAAUCAGUGCAGCUUACAGUCAUCGUGUGUGUCUCCAAAUAGCAGCUGGUUACCAAACACCUCCAACUGUCCAAACCCCAUUAUAACAAGGAUUUAUCCACUUACUGGCCCUAAAGAAGGCGGAACUCUACUGACUAUAGAGGGGAGAGAUCUGGGAAAAUCCUACGAAGACAUUGUCAGCAAUGUGGACAUAGCAGGAGUUCAGUGCUCUCCUAUACGUAAAGAAUAUGUGGAAUCCAAGAAAAUUGUUUGUACAACUGGUCGAUUUAUUGGGAAGGAAGAGAGAUCAGACAAAGUGAGAGUAACUGUAGCAUUAAAACUAACAGCUGUGUCCAAACAACACUUUACCUAUGUGGACCCAGAAAUUACAGAUAUCACACCUGCCCAAGGUCCAAAGUCAGGUGGAACUCAGGUCACUAUAUUUGGAAAAAAUUUAGAUUGUGGGACUGAAAGAAAGGCAUAUUUUGGUCGCACUGAAUAUGAAUGCAGACUUGAUAAUCAAAGCAUUACAAGAUCAAGGGUUACCUGUGAAACAGCUCGAGCCAAUAAGACACUGGUUACAGAGGAGUUAUACAUGAUGUUUGAUAACCAGCUGGUUAAGAGUGAUCUUGUCUACAAAUAUGUGGAGGAUCCUAAUGUUACAGAGGUGGACAGGAAAGUCUCCAUUGUCAGUGGAGGAUUGAAAGUCCUGGUCAAAGGCAAUGGUUUCCUGCCCAUCCAGAAUUCUUCGCCUAAAAUGGUCUUCUACAGUCCUGAUCCACUCAAGAGUCCCUACUAUGGAGAAUGUCAAGUUCGUGAUGAUGUCACAAUGGAAUGCAGUACCCCACAAGUGGAACCAGCAUUGAUCACUAAGAAACCUCAUUCACAAGACCAGCAGGGCUUGGCCUUUGGAUUCAUCAUUGACAAUGUCCAAAAUAUACGCAAUUUCAGUGCCUCACACAAUGAAUUCUUUCAAAUUUGCCCUGAUCCAGAUAUCAGUGUUUUUCCUAAUGACAAAAUAAAGUCAUUCCAGUGGAAGAGCAAUGAAUUUUUAACAAUAAGUGGAAUCAACCUUGAUCAGCUUCGAUUGGAAAAGGAUGAUGUUGUGAUAAAAAUAGGUAAAAGUGAAUGUAAUAUAACAUCCACUGGCAGACAAUUAACCUGUCGUCCACCAAAGGCUCGCCCCACUCCAAUGAAGGGGGGCCAGUAUCCAGAAGUGGAAGUUACAAUUGGAAAAAACCUGACCUUCUUUGUGGGUUACUUGAAGUAUGAGGAGACAGAUUUGGCUUUACCCCUGGAGUACAUCAUUCUUAUAAGUGUGGGAGGUGGGGUCCUCAUUCUGUCUGUCAUCGUCGUCAUCAUCAUGUACAGAAUGAAGAGCAAGAAGAACAACAGCAUGAUGAGAAAGAUGCAGAUACAAAUGGACAACUUGGAGUCUAAAGUAGCGAAGGAGUGUAAGGAAGCCUUUGUGGUUCUGCAGACAGACAUUGAUCAGCUGAUGAAUGACUACAUGUCUGGUAACAAUGCUAUUCCUUUCUGGGACUAUCGUUCCUACUGUAUGAGGGUUUUGUUUCCUCAGGAUGGGGACACAAAUCACCCUGUCAUCAAAGAUCUGGAGGUGGAGUAUUCCAGGCGAGACAAUGUAGAGAAAGGUCUGAAGUUGUUUUCUCAGCUGAUCAGCAAUAAGACGUUUUUGCUGAUUUUUGUGAGGACUCUAGAAGGACACAAGCAGUUCAAAAUGCGAGACAGAGUCAAUGUAGCCUCCCUGAUCUCAGUUGCCCUGCAGACAAAAAUGGAAUAUGCAACAGAUAUCCUUAAAACCUUAUUAGCAGAACUGAUAGAGAAGUCUGUGGAUGGCAAAAAUCACCCCAAGCUGUUGUUACGAAGGACAGAAUCGGUGGCUGAGAAGAUGCUGACUAACUGGUUCACCUUCCUAUUGUACAAAUUCUUGAAGGAUUGUGCCGGAGAGCCUUUGUUUUUACUAUAUCAAGCCAUGAAAAAACAAGUAUCUAAGGGACCAGUCGACAUGGUUACCAGUGAGGCAAGGUUCUCAUUGAGUGAGGAUAAAUUAAUUCGCCAACAAUUGGAUUACAGACAAAUGGAGAUCUUUGUAACAGACCUGCAUGAGUUUGCCUCCCCGAUUCCAGUCCGUGUUCUGGAUUGUGACACCAUAACACAGGUGAAGGAGAAGAUCCUGGAUGUACUGUAUAAACAUGUUCCCUACAGCAGCCGACCAGUCAAAGAGGACGUGGACUUAGUUUUGUAUGAUAAAUCUGCUCAUACCACAGAGUGGGCUAACAUGAACAAAGGAGGGCGGCUGAUCCUACAGGACGAUGAUUCCACAACACGUGUGGAGGGAGAGUACAAACGCCUGAACACACUUAGUCACUACAAGGUUCCUGAUGAAGCUCUGAUGUCCUUGGUGGAGAAACAGCCACCAUCUUACAACAAUCUAUCUCUGACCAACUCUGAAAAGUCCACCAGAUUUUAUGUUCCAGAGAAAUUUCAGCCACAUCACACAAGAACUUCCUCUUUUCAAAGAACUCUUUCUCCACAAGGUGUUCAUAUUGAAGGUUUAGAAAACUACGGUGUUAAAUAUUACCAUUUAGUUAAACCUCAUGACAGUGAUCCCACUGGUGAUGGAAAUCGUGGGAGUAAGAUGGUCUCAGAAAUCUACCUCACACGUCUGCUAGCCACGAAGGGAACACUUCAGCAGUAUGUGGAUGAUUUGUUUGAGAGAAUUUUCAGCACAGCCCACCGAGGCACUGUGCUCCCUCUAGCCAUUAAGUACAUGUUUGACUUCCUUGAUGACCAAGCUCUUCUUCACAACAUUAUGGAUACUGAGGUAGUGCACACUUGGAAGUCCAAUAGUCUUCCACUGAGAUUUUGGGUGAAUGUUAUAAAAAAUCCUAAUUUUGUGUUUGACAUUUACAAAUCCAACAUUGUGGAUUCUUGUCUUUCUGUGGUUGCUCAAACUUUCAUGGACAGUUGUUCCAUGAGUGAACAUAGACUGGGCAUAAAUUCUCCCUCCAGUAAACUCCUGUAUGCCAAAGAUAUCCCUAAGUACAAGAAAUGGGUUGAACGUUAUUACCAAGACAUCAAGAUGAUGCCAGCUAUAAGUGACCAGGAUAUGACUGCGCUCCUGACUGAUGAAUCAAGGCAACAUGCCGAUGAUUUCAACACAACGGCCGCCCUUUAUGAACUCUACAAGUAUAUUCAGCAGUACUACGAAGAUAUUAUGAUGGCUUUAGAGGAGGAUGAAUUUGCAAAGAAGAAUCGACUGACGUACAAGUUAGAGCAAGUCAGACAUGCAAUGGAUUCAGAACUAUAUUGUUAGACUAGCUGGGAGUUGAGCUCCUUGAUGAGAGUUGAACUACUGGUGAAUGAAGUAAACUUUUGAGGAGUUGAUCAACUGAUUGACAAGAUAAACUUGCAGUUUGGACUCCUAACUGCUGAUUACGGCUGAGACUUGCCAUGACUCCUAGUUGUCUUGUGUUUGCUUUUUGUUUCAUAUCAACUUAUUCUUUUACUUUAACAGCUGUGUGCCAUAUUUCAAGAAAA
Messenger RNA from Saccostrea echinata, 6118 nucleotides. Its product is annotated as plexin-A4-like. Bases 84 to 5894 code for a protein of 1936 amino acids. Lineage: Eukaryota; Metazoa; Mollusca; Bivalvia; Ostreida; Ostreidae. Gene Ontology annotation, molecular function: protein binding; semaphorin receptor activity. Gene Ontology annotation, cellular component: semaphorin receptor complex. The record is from RefSeq and is a predicted model, not a curated record. The transcript has 35 exons. Gene Ontology annotation, biological process: regulation of cell migration; sensory neuron axon guidance; regulation of cell shape.